Messenger RNA from Oncorhynchus masou masou (cherry salmon), 2875 nucleotides. Its product is annotated as E3 ubiquitin-protein ligase RNF38-like. Gene Ontology annotation, biological process: protein ubiquitination. The record is from RefSeq and is a predicted model, not a curated record. Lineage: Eukaryota; Metazoa; Chordata; Actinopteri; Salmoniformes; Salmonidae. Gene Ontology annotation, molecular function: ubiquitin protein ligase activity.
UGCUUUUGACGGUUCGUCACAUUUCACGUUGACAUCGAGCGAAUACACGCCACCGACCAUAAACACACACACGGAUCAAAAUAUUACCGACUGGUCGCAGUCCGGGAAUACAGUAGAGACCGCAGCGUGUAUUUAAAGAAAGAAAGAGAUUUUCUGGUGAAGAAACCGGGGAAUACAGAGAACGACAGAAAAGAAAACGAGGAAACCACCAAAAGGAAAUGCCAAUCGCAGCCACGGGUCAACUGACGACUCAGGAACCCUGUAUUUUCUCCCGACUGCCCUCCACCCCGGAGCCUGUACCAAAAGGGGGUAAUUUAUGUGACGUUGCGGGGGCAGUAGCCGACUCGCAGGAGCGAACAGAAUACGGGGGCGCCGAGGGGGGCAGGGGAGGACUAGUAGCCAGCUACAGUCAGACCAGCGGCGCUCGGGGAUUUCUGCCGCUUCGUUCUUCCAACUCCAACGGUUCUCCUCCGCAAUCCCCUCCCACGUCCUCCCCCCUCGCCUCAUCUUUCUUCCAUCACCACCCCUAUCAAAUGGCCAUGGAGCCGCCCAGGACUCGAUCGCGUUCUCGGUCUGGAUUCUACCAGCAGUAUGGUGCGACCGGCCCCGGGAUUAAUGCCAACGGGGGAAACGGACCUAACCACCAUCAUCACCACAGCCAGCAGCAACAUCAUCAACAGCAGCACAACUCUGGUUGCUCACCCCUUGGAGCUCACAGCCACCACACGGAGCAGCACAGCAUACGAGCCCCGGGAUCUAACGUCUCCCCCGGGGCUCAGAGGCAGUCGGGACCGCCUGGAGCACAUCGCAUCUCACCCGCAGGAGCCGUAGGGGGGAGGAGUCAUCCUGACCAUGCCUGUGGAGAGGAGGGUGACAAGAAUGAGGACAGUCCCAGUCCAAAGCGUCAGCGACUAUCUGGCCAAUCCGUGCUGGAUCUCUCCACGGUGGCCCCACCCACCAACCCCUCUCCACCAAUGAGGCCAUGGGAGCUGCCCCACAGUCGCAGACCUCCCCCUAACCCCCACCCCCAUUACCACCAGGAGCGCUGCCAUACACCUGUCAGACACAGACACAGUCCUCCAGCGCGUCGCCAGCGUGGCCGUCUCUCCCGCACCCCCCGUCACCUCCCUCCUCCUCCUCCCCACCACCCCUCCCCUCCUCCCCCCUCCAUCCGACUGGACCCCCAGGACCAAAGCUUCCGCCACCACUACCCUCACCCCCACCAGAGCUACUCUCACCCCCCUCCUCCCCCCUACGGCCAGCCCCCAGCCCCUGCCGGUGGGGGCGUGGAGGAGCCUCGAGCGUUCCACCCACCUGCCCUGUCUCCACGGUUACUGCACCCCGCUGUCCAUCAUUCUCAUCAAGCAGCUCACCACCGCACACAGCAGCAAGGAGCCAUGGUCAUGGACCUUCAUGAACAGGCCUCAGUCCCCGUCUCCUAUACGGUGACUCCUGUCCCUUCUCAUCAUGGUCUGGUAGCUCCUCUGUAUACAGGACAGCACCUCCCUCCUGUCUGUUCCUCUCAACAACAGAUCCCAGCAUGCAGUGUGGUCUUCAGUACAGGACAACACUACCACCCUAUGCUGGGGGCGUGUUCGGUGCAGCAUUUACCUGUGCCCUACUCCUUUCCCUCCCUCCUCUCCAAUGAUCCUCCUUUCCUCCUCCCCCCUCCCCACCUCUCUCACCACCCCCCUCACCUCCCUCCACCCGGACACUUCCUUCCCUUCCCGACACAACAGUCCAGAUCGCCGUUGCAGAGGAUAGAGAACGAGGUGGAGCUGCUUGGAGAGCACCUGUCUGUGGGAGGGGGGUUCAACUACCCUCAUGGAGGACACCACCCCUCCUCCCUGCCCCCCUCCACACCCCUCCAGUUCCUGUCUCAUCACGACUCCCUGUCACAGGAGCUGUUCGGAGUGCCGUACCCCCACUUCAUGCCUCGGCGAAUCACAGGGCGUCGUUACCGCUCCCAGCAGACCGUGCCCCCGCCCCCCUACCACCCAGGCUUCCUGCCUUACUUCCUGUCGAUGCUUCCAGUGGGUCCUACAGUCGGUCCUACCAUCAGUCUAGAGUUAGAUGUGGAUGAUGGAGAGGUAGAGAACUAUGAAGCCCUGUUGAACCUAGCAGAGCGUCUGGGCGAGGCCAAACCCAGAGGACUGACCAAGGCUGACAUAGAACAGCUUCCCUCCUACCGCUUCAACCCCAACAACCACCAAUCAGAACAGACACUGUGCGUGGUGUGUAUGUGUGACUUUGAGUCUCGUCAGCUGCUAAGAGUCCUGCCCUGUAACCAUGAGUUCCACACCAAGUGUGUUGACAAGUGGCUCAAGGCUAACAGAACGUGUCCCAUCUGUCGGGCGGACGCCUCCGAGGUCCAUCGGGAUUCUGAAUGACCUAUGACCUCGAGCCCCACAGAUCUAGGAUCCGCUCAGCCUCCCCACAUCCUAACCUGAUGCAUUAGGGAGUGGAGGGAAACACAACAGGCCUUAGAUCAGUGUCUUGGAGCAAUGCCCCCCCUCCGCCAAGUGAACUCUUUAAGAAAUAGACUCUGUCUUCUUCCUAUGAUAAUGGUAUUCUAAUAAUGGCCUUUUGACUGACACACACACACACACACACACACACGUACGUACGAGGGGCAGUUGGACUUUUUUCCCCUUGUUGUACUGUCUUCCCUUCCUGAGUCGUGAUUGGAGUUGUCGUAUGAACGCUGUGGAAGAACUCAGACUCAGUGUGUUGUUGUCCUGACUCACCCCAGUGGAGGAAAUGGAAGCCCAAAGAUUCUGACCAUUAUGACAUCAUCAUCGUCGUCGUUGUUGUUGUUGUUUUUGUUAAUCUGAAUAUUCUGGUCGUGAUGAAUCGUUCAGAACCUGGAUUGAGA